AUGGCCCUUAUACAGACUGAACUCACUAAGAUGCUUGGGAUCAAGCACCCAAUUAUGCUGGCAGGCAUGGGAAACGCCGCAGGAGCUGAACUCGUGGCCGCUGUUACUAACGCCGGAGGCAUUGGCGUUUUGGGAGGUAUUCGAUAUACCCCAAACAUGCUUCGAAAGGGCUUGAAACAGGUCAAAGAAGACCUCAUUGACAAGAAUGCUCCAUUUGGUGUUGAUUUGUUGCUGCCUCAGCUCGGGGCUGGAGCACGUGCCACCAACUACGAUUACACUGAAGGCAAGCUCCCCGAAUUAAUCGACGUCAUCAUCGAAGAGGGUGCCAAAUUAUUCGUCUGUGCGGUCGGCAUACCACCGAAAUGGGUCGUUGAUAAGUUGCACGCUCAUGGAAUCCUGAUUAUGAAUAUGAUUGGUGCACCAAAACACGUCACAAAGGCCUUGGAAGUCGGUGUAGACAUCAUCUGCGCCCAAGGUGGGGAAGGUGGUGGACACACCGGUGAUAUCGCUACUUCUGUCUUGUUACCAAAGGUUGUCGAUAUGUGCAAGGGGAAGCUCUCACCCUUAACUGGCAAACAAGUACCAGUUGUUGGUGCGGGAGGUAUAUACAAUGGUCGAUCAGUCGCGAUGGCUCUAGCAUUCGGCUGUCAAGCAGUGUGGGUUGGAACUCGUUUCGUGUGCGCCACUGAAGCUGGUGCAAGUAGAGCACAUCAGACUGCGGUGCUCACAGCUGACUAUACUGACACUGUCCGAACCUUGAUCUUUUCCGGUCGACCUAUGCGAGUCCGUAAGACUGCUUACGUCGCAGACUGGGAAAAUAACCGACAAGAAGACAUUCAGAAAAUGACAAAGGCUGGAAUAAUCCCAGCUGACGAUGACAUGGACAAGCACCCAGAAUGGACUGACGAAGAACUGGUCGAAAGAAGGAGAUACCUCAUGGGCCAAGUAGCCGGUGCUGUCAAUGAAAUCCUUCCUGCAAAGCAAAUCGUUGACGAGAUGAUGAGUGAAUGCGUGGAAGCCAUCAAGAAGCAGAACUCUUUGCUUGUUGGAUCCGCUUCUCACUCUGCUCGCCUGUAA
Synchytrium microbalum is the source of this 1077-nucleotide messenger RNA. RefSeq names its product nitronate monooxygenase (gene SMI723). Gene Ontology annotation, molecular function: nitronate monooxygenase activity. The transcript is spliced from 11 exons. The coding region runs from base 1 to 1077 and encodes 358 amino acids. The record is from RefSeq and is a predicted model, not a curated record. Lineage: Eukaryota; Fungi; Chytridiomycota; Chytridiomycetes; Synchytriales; Synchytriaceae.